AUGCCUAGUAAUCAACCUACAACGUCUCCACACCAGACACCGGCGGGCACCCCCCCCUCUGGCGACAACCGUGAUUUCGGCAACAUUGCAGAGAAACGUCAGGAGGAGAUUGAGAUCAAGCCUAACUGCGAGCCGCAUGGCUUCGACAGCGAAGAUUCUCCCAUAACAAACCAGCCAAAAGGUUUGUUGGCGCUGCAAAAUCCUGACAAUUGGCCGCUUUUCGAUCUUCGACUGGAAUUGCGUCAGUACGUGGCAGAAUUCUUUGGCACAUUCUUGAUGAUCAUCCUGGGCAACGGCACAGUCGCAAUAUCUUUUGUAAAUGACCAGCACACAUACCUUGCUAUCACACUGGCUUGGGGAAUGGCAGUUGCAAUGGGGAUUUACGUCUCACUUGGAAUCUCCGGUGGACAUAUCAACCCGGCUGUCACUUUUGCUAACGCCGUCUGGGGCCGAUUCCCGUGGCGGAAGGUGCCAGGCUACGUCCUAGCGCAGUUUCUGGGAGCUUUCGUUGGUGCAGCGUGCGCGUACGGCAUUUACCGCGAUCAGUUGGACGAGUGGACUGGCGGUGUCAACGAGGCCUUUGGCGAGAAAGGUUUUGGUGGUAUGUUCUGCACUUACCCCAAACCAGGCAACUCGAUCGGUCUGAGCAUUUGGAGUGAAUUUAUAUGCACCCUGGUGCUGUUGUUCUGCGUCUGCGCCAUUUUCGACCCCAAAAACGCCCCAGCGAAAGGCUACGAGCCACUUGCAGUUGGCUUACUUGUUUUUGCCAUUGGCGUAAACAUUGGCUACGCAACGGGCUUUGCAAUGAACCCCGCACGUGACUUUGGCCCCCGCGUCUUCUCCGCUAUACUGUUUGGCAGCGAGGUGUUCACCGCGAAUGACUACUACUUCUGGCUACCAAUUGUUGUGCCGCCGUUGGGCGCCACCGCUGGCGUCUUUUUGUACUCCUUCUGCCUGCCGAACCGAUGA
Molecule: messenger RNA, 969 nt
Organism: Trypanosoma grayi
Lineage: Eukaryota; Euglenozoa; Kinetoplastea; Trypanosomatida; Trypanosomatidae
Product: aquaporin 3
Exons: 1
Coding region: 1-969 (322 amino acids)
Biological process (GO): glycerol transmembrane transport; water transport
Cellular component (GO): plasma membrane
Molecular function (GO): water channel activity; glycerol channel activity
Source: RefSeq, a predicted model, not a curated record